Paramecium tetraurelia is the source of this 665-nucleotide messenger RNA. RefSeq lists its product as uncharacterized. Gene Ontology annotation, cellular component: membrane; Golgi apparatus. Lineage: Eukaryota; Ciliophora; Oligohymenophorea; Peniculida; Parameciidae. The record is from RefSeq and is a predicted model, not a curated record. Gene Ontology annotation, biological process: endoplasmic reticulum to Golgi vesicle-mediated transport. Gene Ontology annotation, molecular function: SNAP receptor activity. The transcript is spliced from 2 exons.
AUGCAAUUGAUAGCUGUCUUGAUUGCCGCUUACAACGCAGUAGAAAAGAAGGUUAUUAUGCUAACUCGAUAUUACGAAUUGAAUUCAAUAGGAAUAUUCUAUAGAAACACUGUGAAGGAUUCCAUGAAGUUCAUCUGUCGAGAAUCAGUUAUAGGCCUAGACAAAGGAACUUGGUAAUUCAUGCAAUUGAUUUUAAGACAUUCAGUAAUGCACGAAGAUAAAUAUUGCCAUAUAUAAAUGGGAUAUGGAAGUGAUAAACUAGAAGUAUAUGCAUUUUGCGAUCAGGACUACCCUAAAAGAAUAGCAUUUGCCUUUCUAAAUGUAGUUCUACAAGAAUUUUAGAAAAAAGUAGGAGAUGCUUGGAAAAAGUACAAAGAAGAUGAAAGCAUAGAGGUUCCAGAAAUUAAGCAACUAUUUUAAGAGUAUUAAGAUCCAAAGAAUGUUGAUAAGGUUCUGUUAGCACAAACAAAAGUCGAUGAAACCAACAUUAUUAUACAUGAGAACAUAAAAAAACUAUUGGAGAGAUAGGGUGAUUUGGAUUAAUUGGUUGCUAAGAGUAAUAGUUUAUCAGCUGGUGCUAAAAUGUUCUAUAAAUAAUCUAAGGAUAUGAAUAAAAAGAGUUGUUGUGAAAUUUUUUGAUUUUUUUAAUUUUAUCGAAAAGAGAU